This is a messenger RNA of Danio aesculapii, 1426 nucleotides long. RefSeq names its product zinc finger protein 664-like. The record is from RefSeq and is a predicted model, not a curated record. Bases 62 to 1396 code for a protein of 444 amino acids. The transcript is spliced from 2 exons. NCBI's taxonomy places the organism in Eukaryota, Metazoa, Chordata, Actinopteri, Cypriniformes, Danionidae.
AAGUGUCCAAACACAGAGAAAAACUCCUGCUGAAGCGACUGAUCUCCACACUGUUAUAAAGAUGGCGUUUAUUAAAGAGGAGAGUGAAGAUGUGAAGAUUGAAGAAACAUUCAGAGUCAAACAGGAAGAUCUUCAGGAACAAACAGACUUGAUGGUGCUAAAAGAAGAGACUCAUCAACAGAAUGAAAUAGAGGAGAAACAGCAGUUUGAGAAACCCCAAGAAAUAACGACUGAUGAAAAACCUACACUGACUAAGAAGACUUCAUCACACGGAAGACCUCAGAAAUCCAAAUCUGGGUGUAAUUUUAGCUGUAAACAGUGUAGAAAGAGUUUCAGUCAAAAGUCGAACCUUGAUGUUCACAUGAAAGUUCAUACUAUGGAGAAACCUUACACCUGCGAACAGUGUGGAAAGAGUUUUGGUCAAAAACAAAGCUUUAAAGCCCACAUGAGAAUUCACACUGGAGAGAGGCCGUACACAUGCCAACAGUGUGGAAAAAGCUUCUAUCAUGCAGGAAACUUGUCAGUGCACAUGAGAAUUCAUACUGGAGAAAAGCCUUACUCUUGCCCUCAGUGUGGAAAGAGUUUUAAGCAAAAUAGCAACUUUAAAGUCCACAUGAGAGUUCACACUAGGGAGAAACCUUACACCUGCGAACAGUGUGGAAAGAGUUUUAGUCAAAAACAAAGCUUUAAAACCCACAUGAGAAUUCACACUGGAGAGAGGCCGUACACAUGCCAACAGUGUGGAAAAAGCUUCUAUAAUGCAGGAAACUUUGCAAUGCACAUGAGAAUUCACACUGGGGAGAGGAAGUACACAUGCCAACAGUGUGGAAAACACUUUUAUAAUCCAAGAAGCCUUGCACUGCACAUGAGAAUUCACACUGGAGAGAAGCCUUUCAGCUGUAAACAGUGUAGAAAGAGUUUCAAACAAAAGGCAAACCUUGAUGUUCACAUGAGAGUUCACACUAGGGAGAAACCUUACACCUGCGAACAAUGUGGAAAGAGUUUUGGUAAAAAACAAGACCUUGAGAUCCACAUGAGGAUUCACACUGGAGAGAAACCUUACACAUGCACAGAGUGUGGUAAAAGUUUCACAUAUAAAAGCGCACUCAAACACCACAUGAUAAGUCACACCGGAGAGAAGCUUGCAUGUGCUCAGUGUGGAAAGAGCUUCACAACCAAAGCUAGCCUCAUUGUGAAUGGUCACAAUGGAACCAUAGUGUUCACAUGUGAUCUGUGUGGAAAGAGUCUCACACGCAAAGACUACAUUAGGCAACACAUGAAGACUCACUCAGGAGAGGGUUUUAGAUGUAGUGAGUGUGGAAAGGACUUUAACCGUAAAAGAAGCCUCAGCACUCACAUGAAGAUUCACAAUGGAGAGCAGAGUCCUCAAAAAUGAGUCCUUGUCCACACAAACACAGGUAUAUUC